This is a messenger RNA of Quercus robur (English oak), 2243 nucleotides long. Its product is annotated as disease resistance protein RPM1-like. Gene Ontology annotation, molecular function: ADP binding. The coding region runs from base 757 to 1995 and encodes 412 amino acids. Lineage: Eukaryota; Viridiplantae; Streptophyta; Magnoliopsida; Fagales; Fagaceae. The transcript is spliced from 4 exons. The record is from RefSeq and is a predicted model, not a curated record. Gene Ontology annotation, biological process: defense response to other organism.
UUUCUAUAGCAUUGUGCUGUUCUUACUUCUUUAUCCCUUUAUCAAAACUAUAACUAUUCAAUCCUGCACCCAUAUCUAUGAUCAUAUGUAAAGCAAAAAGUGUUGCCAAACUCUAAAAAAAAAUAGGUUUCGUCCUACGUUUUUUCUAACAACUGUUAGGAAAAACGUUACUCUAAGAAUAGUAGUAUCGACGCACAGGGGUACGACUUACGAGGGAGUGGAGUUUACGGUUUCCACUGGGUGUUUUCAAGUGAAACCACAUUUUCUUCCUCAGCUCAGGUUGCUAGCUUGAGGAAAAAAUUCUUUGAUUCUACUGCACCUGGUGGGCUUGCCGAACCUUGACGACCUUCCUGCUCAAAACUGAUCUAAGAAGGAAGGAGAAAUGGCAGAAAGUGCAUUCAGCCUAGUUAUACAAAAUUUGGUCCCGUUGUUAGCCCAAGAAGCGAAAUUGCUUAAGGGUAUCCAUGAAGAAGUUAAAAAUAUCAUACGUGAAAUGGAUAUGAUUCAAUCUUUCCUUAAGGAUGCUGAUAUAAGGGCCGAAAAGGAUCACAUGGACAAUGUAGCAAAGACAUGGGUGAAACAAGUGAGGGAAGAAGCUUAUCACAUAGAAGAUGUCAUUGAUGAAUACAUACUCAUUUUCCAAAACAACCUCAAGGGCAAAGGCAAUGCUUCUAUUUUCUCCGUAAGGUUUUUCACAUUAUCAUAAACCUAAAUGCACAACAUGUGAUAGCCUCUGAGAUUCAAGGUAUCAACAGGAUGCUCGAGAAUAUCAAAAAGAGUGGUGAAAGAUAUGGCUCCAAUGUCAUAGAGCAAAGAAGAUCCAAUAGUGAUGCUAUAAGUGAUACAUGGCAUGAUCCUCCAAUGGCCUCCCUACUCAUUGAGGAAGCAGAGGUUGUGGGCAUUGAGUCUCGUAGAGAAAAAUUGAUAAAUUGGUUGGUAGAAGGUCCAUCUAAUCGCAUGGUGAUUUCAACGGUUGGUAUUGGUGGGCUUGGUAAGACCACUCUUGUAAAAAAAUUGUAUGAAAAUGAUAAAGUGACAGCACACUUUGAUUGUCAUGCUUGGAUCACAGUGUCUAAAUCAUACAAGAUGGAGGAGCUAUUAAGGAACAUGAUAAAGCAACUCUACAAGGCAAAGAAGCAAUCUAUUCCUGUGGAAAUUGACACAAUGGAACAAGCAACACUAAUGGAGCAAAUAAGGCUAUAUUUACAUGAGCAUAGGUAUGUAGUAGUUUUUGAUGAUGUGGGGAAAAAAGAAUUUUGGGAUUACAUAGAACUUGCUUUACCUAAAAAUGAAAAGGGCAAUAGAAUAUUAAUCACAUCUCGAAAUAAGGAUGUUGCUCCUUCUAAUUAUUUGUAUAAACUACCAAUUCUACCUUUAGAAAAAGCUUGGGUGCUCUUUUGCAAGAAGGUGUUCCAACGUGAAGGGGGACUUUGCCCCCCUGAGUUAGUUAAGUUAUCAUGUGCUGUUGUUGAGAGAUGUGAAGGAUUUCCACUAGCAAUUGUUGCUAAAGGGGGUCUUUUGUCAACCAAAGACAAGGUUAUUGAUGUAUGGCUCAAAUUUCAUAAUAGUCUUAGUUCAGAGUUAAAAAAUAAUCCUGAUCUACAAGAUAUUUCCAAAAUUCUAUCCCUUAGUUAUCAUGAUCUAUCUUACAACCUCAAAGUUUGCUUAUUAUAUUUUGGAAUGUUUCCUAAGGACUACUACAUUAAUUGUGCAAGACUAAUUCGACUUUGGAUUGCAGAAGGUUUUGUAAAAGAAAUGCAAGGGAUAACAUUGGAAGAGGUUGCACAAGGCUAUUUAAACCAACUUAUUCAUAGAAGCUUGGUUCAAGUGAAUGUAGUCGUUUCUAUUGGCAGGACUAGAAGUUGUUGUAUUCAUGAUAUGAUGCUUGAGGUCAUUCUUUCUAGGUCAGAGGAGUUGGGUUUUCAUUGGUCUCAAUGCAGAACUACACAAAUUUUAAUAGAAUUGCCCGACGUCUCUCAAUUUAGAACAAUGUAAAAACUCCUUCAUAGAGUGCUACUACUUCCCAAACUCGUUCUAUUCUCAUUUUGGGGUUAGAUGAAAUACCCAAUUCUUUUCUAAUGACUUGUUUUGCAAAUUUCAAGCUCAUGAAAGUAAUGGAUUUUGAAGGUGCUCCUAUCAAUUGUAUUCCUAAAGAAGUGGGAAGCCUAUUCCAUCUAAGAUAUUUAAGCCUAAGAGAUACAAAAGUGCAAAUGCUUCCAAAGUCCAUAGGAAAAUUGCUCAAC